AUGGCUGCCGGAUCGCGGGAGCCGGUCGGAAAAGAAGAUGUGGAGUGGACUGUUACCACCUGGGGUGAAUGAAAGUGAUAUUGAGUUGAGUUCUGAGGAUGAGACCACAGUGAAGAUUUCAGAACUCAGUUCAAAGGAAGAUAAGGGAGAUAAUGUAACUGGAGAAGUCAGGCUCCCUGUUUUCCAUACUGGUGGACCUAAAAAUGGGGCAGAGACAGAUACAAAAAAUGCUGAUGAAGCGUGUCCAUCUGGAGUUCCCCUAAAUAUGUGGAAUAAGUUUCAAGAAUUACAUAAAAAACAUUCUGAACUGAGAACUGUAACAAAUUCUAGAAGCAGAAGGACUAAAAGAAAACGUCCCAGAAAAGAUAAAUUGAAGAAUAAUGAAGAGUCUGGCAGUCAACAAUCUUUAAAUGAAGCCCAGUGGAAGGAGCUUACUCAGUAUUUUGGAAUAAAUGAUAAGUUUGAACCCCUCAUAAGCAAUAGAGAACUUCUAAAGUCUGGCCUUGAAGUGAGCAUCGACAAAUCUGUGGCUGAAGGGGAUAUUGAGAAAGCAGAAGAACUAAGUAAUAGGUUAGCUACUUGGGAGCUUGGAGUAAAAAUUGCCAAAGCUGUUGCUUGCCGUAAUUUUGUAAAGGCUAAAAAAGAUGCUGAAACUUCACAAGAGGCUCAAAAAAAGAAGAAACUUGCAUGGGGGUUUGAAGCAAAGAAGAGAUGGGAAACCAAAAGCAACAUGGGAUAUAUGUAACUAGGCCUUCAUGCUUGAAAAGUGAAAACUUGAUAUUUUACUGCUAACUUUUAUACUAGUUAGGGAAAAUAAACAUUAGAUUAGUAGAGCA
Messenger RNA from Monodelphis domestica (gray short-tailed opossum), 836 nucleotides. The record is from RefSeq and is a predicted model, not a curated record. NCBI's taxonomy places the organism in Eukaryota, Metazoa, Chordata, Mammalia, Didelphimorphia, Didelphidae.